Messenger RNA from Populus euphratica (Euphrates poplar), 1066 nucleotides. Its product is annotated as eisosome protein. Gene Ontology annotation, biological process: male meiosis II. The transcript has 2 exons. NCBI's taxonomy places the organism in Eukaryota, Viridiplantae, Streptophyta, Magnoliopsida, Malpighiales, Salicaceae. The record is from RefSeq and is a predicted model, not a curated record. The coding region runs from base 90 to 836 and encodes 248 amino acids.
AUGAUGAUGAUAAGGAGGAGGAGGAGGACGGGGGGCUAGAUUAUGAUGAUGUAUAUGAGGAUGAUGAAACCGCAGAGUCAACGUCUAGAAUGACAAAAUUGGCUAACGAUGAGAAUGAUAGUGACGUGAUGAACAGUGGUUUGUCUGGGAAUAGGAAUUUUCGAGAUAGGAGAGCUGCUGUGCUGAACCCAGUUGAAAAUCUAAGUCAAUGGAAGAUUGUAAAAGCAAAAGGAAAACCACCAUUGAGGCAACAGAAAGAGAAUCUGACAUUGGAUCAAGAACCUCGAAUGUCGUUUAGUUCCGAGCCUGGUUUUAAGGAAUUGGCAUUCAGUUUCAAGGCAAAAGCUGGUCAAUGUAAUAAGCCAGACCAAGAAAUAGCGGUGGAUACUAGCUUGUCUAAUUGGUUGGGUUCAUCUGAAUGCACACCAGUCAAUAAGCCUGGCUCAAUUGGUUUAGAUGCCAUUGCACCUGAGAAAAGCAUGUCACAGGGAUCUAAUUCACCAAGAAGCUUUGAUGAUAGGCCUAUUCUUGGGGCACUAACGGUGGAAGAGCUUAAACAGCUUUCAGCUACUUCUUCUUCCAGGAGGUCACCAAGUCGUAGCCCUGAUGAGAUGCCAAUAAUAGGAACUGUUGGGACUUAUUGGAAUCACAGUGGCUCCGGAAAGGAUUCUGGCUCGGCCUCUUCGUACAAAGGAAUACCCAACACGACCAGCAAGUACAGAGAGGACAAGAGAGUGAAUUGGCACUCCACUCCAUUUGAGACAAGACUAGAGAGAGCUUUGAAUGGUGGUGAUGCUGCUAGAACCUACUCAACUCAAACUUCUAUUGUUCGUUAAACUUCUGUUGUUCGUUAAACAUGGUUGGAGUGUUGUUUUGUGUGUGAUUCCAUCUCUAUUUUCCUUUUCCCUUUGUGAAUUAUGGUAUACGGUUGUUCUUGAAUUAUGAUAUACGGUUGUUCUUGAUGCGUGCUUGCAGUUGUAAUUCUUUCAUUGGUUUGAUUAAUAAGUAAUAUAAUACAACAUGGCUGUACUUUUGUGCUAUUCACAUUGUCUUCCUCAGAAGAAAA